Messenger RNA from Ustilago hordei, 972 nucleotides. RefSeq lists its product as uncharacterized. The record is from RefSeq and is a predicted model, not a curated record. The coding region runs from base 1 to 972 and encodes 323 amino acids. The transcript has a single exon. Lineage: Eukaryota; Fungi; Basidiomycota; Ustilaginomycetes; Ustilaginales; Ustilaginaceae. Gene Ontology annotation, molecular function: oxidoreductase activity.
AUGUCGUCCACCGCUACCGCCACCGCCACCGCCACCGCCACCGCCGCCUCCUCGGCAUCCUCGAGUAUUCAGUUUGCUGGUGCACGCAAGGUUCCUGCCAAGAUCAACUACAUGUCUCGUACCGUCAAGAAGCCUUUCACCGCUCUCUAUACUCCCGAGGAUGGUAUACUUGACAAUCACCUCUACGACUCGCCCACCGUAGAGAUCACCGACCUCCGCGGCACAUCUCGUGCCCAACGCGAACAAGCCGGCCUCAACGUCCGCCAAGCUGGUUUCGAGAUCAUCUCAGGCUUUGGCUCUCCCGAGACCGAGAAAGCUUGGGCUGAGCACAAGUGGGAGGAGACCAAGUGGAUCGAAUCAACUUACUAUGCCGAUAUCGACAAGAUCUUCAAAGAUAAGCUCGGCGUCACCUCCACCUUCAUCUUCGACCACACCGUUCGCAAGCGUCGAUCCAAGGAAGAAGAGGCUCUUCCCGAAACUCCCGACUCGCGCAAGCCAGUGCCCAUGGCUCAUUCCGAUCAGAGUCGAUGGGCCGGUGAGAACCGUAUCCUUAAGCAUCUUGGUCAACAGACGCUCGAUAAGGUCAAGCGAGGCGAACUUCAGGCUCAAUUGAUCAACCUUUGGAGACCUCUCCGUGGGCAGGCUUGGGAUAUGCCUCUUGCUUUUGCCGAUAGCCGAACUGUUUCCAGAGGUGAGAAUGGCGAGCCAAAGGACUGGAUCCAGACCGAACUUCGCUACCCGACCUGGUCUGGAGAGACUCUUUCCAUCUACUCCAACCCAGCUCACCGUUGGUACUACAAGUCUGGUCUCGGCACAGAUGAGGCUAUCCUCCUUAAGUGCUACGAUUCAGUCGAUGAGACAAGGACUCCUCAUACUGCCUUCGAGGACCCAACGACUCCCAAGCAUGCAGAGCCCCGAUGGUCGGUCGAAGUCAGAGUCUUGGCGAUCACUGAUCCUGCUCUCAAGAAGUGA